ACUAAACUAACUUCAUUUAUACUGGAUAGCUCUAUCAGUUCUAAACUGUUCUUCCUAGAGGUCCAGUAAGGAUCAUCGCUUAUUGAUCCAGUGGUUAAUUUACCGAAACUAAAGCAACUUAGUCUACUGCUGCUAGUGUUAGAGAAGACCCUACUCGUUACAAAGAACAGAUCAUUACUGGGGUCUGUUAAUCAUGCGUGAAGGCUUUGCCACUUAACUGAAUGACUGAAGAGGAUCUACGUCAAUGGAAGUUUCUGCUUCAAUGGAUGAAAUAAAUACAACUGGUCGUGUCGGCGAGAAAGACGAUUAUAAAUAAUGCCAGGAAAAAAAGAAAAUAUUGAUUUGUGAUAUUGAUUGUAUAUCUCAUUUCCAGGCGAGGAAAUGGUAAACAUCACUUGAAGUCAUUUCGUACAAAAAGCUUUGAAAGCACGGCUGUGGGACUGCCUGAAUUUGGUCGGAAAGCGCAACCCAAAUAUGACCAAAUAUGACCACCUCGUUUUCAGGUUACUGUCUCGUGUCCAGUCAAGCAAGUGUAUUGGCGGAACACAUCGAGAUGCAGCUCAUAGUUGCUUUGGUCGCUGUGCAGAGCAGACGAAGAAGGAAGGAAAAGACACAGAAGAACACAUCAAAAGAUCACAGAGAAAUUUAUAUUUGGAAAAAAUGAGCACUGUUCUAUUUUUGCUGGCCAUAUUGCUGACCUUCCAUGGCGGAUCAUGCGCAGAUAUUUCGCUGCAAGAGAUGAUUGAAGAGAUGUCCAGAAAACUUGAUGAAUCCGAUAAACGCAUAACAGAUCUUUUACGUCAUACCAUGCAACUAGAGUUGUUUGUCGCCGAAAGAUUCCGUUCGUCAGGUCAAAGUGGUCUGAAAAAAGUGCGUCUCUCAAACGAAGGAACAAAGUCGUAUCACGCCGACUCGUUCAUCACCGGAAAACGUAUUUCCUCGAUUCACGAUCACUCCAACAAUGUCCGUACUGUUGGUAUUGGCGAAAUAAUUGCUGUUAUGAAUGGGGUUGAAUUCCGAACCCGGCACAAUGACUACCGGCUAUAUAUGCCUGCCAAUACCCCGGGGUAUCAUGCCACUCAGGAUAUACCGUUUCCCGAUGUACCACCGGAGGUUUUAGCCCUCGAGCCCGAUAUACCUGCAGCAGUUGAUGAGAUGAUCGAAUGGUUCAAAGCUUGGCGCGAUCAGAACUACACAGUUCGUGAUUAUAGACCAUACUUUAAGCCAUUAUUAUGUUACAUGGAAGGUUCCUGGAUUCAUGCAACAGAUACAAUCGAAGAGCCUUUCGAGAGCGACCGACAUUUCGUAGAUGCCACCAGCUGGUCUGAUCUAGAGCGCAAAGUACGGUUCACGUCUUAUGGAGGAAGGAAAGAUAACCUGGAAAAUUUCGCCUACCUACCUACUACAAUCAUUGAUUUGGUGAAUGACACUCAUCCCGUUUUCGCCCAGUGGAAUUAUAGAAUCAUGUGCCACCCUUUGAGUAACGAUCUGCCUCUCAAUAGACUACGUAGUGUGGAUGAUCUGCAAUCACGAAUCACUUACAAGAGAACAUUAGAAGAGCAGGCAGCGACACGAGCAGGAAGAUUCCAGAUUAAUCCUGUUGAUGAUGACGAAUGGAAGGAUAGAUUCUCGAGAUUUGGUUUCUUGGACAAACUGAUGGGUGAAAUUCCAGGAAAAGAUAACUAUGGUGCAUACAUUGAAGACAAUGCCCUGGGGCAGUUGGCAAGGUCUAUGGACCCAGACCAUGAGGGUGAUGUAUUAAACGCCGCCUACUAUCACAGGUAUUACAAAGUGAACGAGAGAGGUGCUAUGGGACAACAGCUCAGACACAGAGGAUUCUCCGAUUCCAAUUUAUGGAUGGCAAUGACAACUCAAGAGGAAGUGGCAGGCAUGUCUCUUGAGCGCUGCAAGGGUUCGGGCAAAAGACUAACUUGCGAAACCGACAGUCAGAAAUGGAGCUACGCUUUUCCUCUUGAAAUCAUCUAUCUGACGCCACUGAAUCGCUGGAACCCGUACAAUCUUGAAUACAAAGGCAAGUUCAAUUCGGACGAGGGAAAGACAGUGAAAGAAGGCAUCCGAAAUGGUGGCUAUGAGGUGGACACGGCAUUCAACGGGCUCAACAGCAAAAACUACUACAUCACGCCGACCGAAAUGUUUGAAAGUGACGAGAAGAAUAAAGACGAAGCUGACACCACCCAGGGUGAGGUAGGGGUACUCACUCCCGAGGGUCACGUUGCCCGGGUUCGAGCUUCUGGUAUACGAGCUUUCUUCCCGAACAUCCCGGGGGUUGGUGUCCUGCGUCAAAGAUACCCAAUAAUGCCUGUGCAUGACGAGGGAUCUACAACUUGGAAAGAGUUGGAAGCACUUGAGGACAUGAUCAUGGGCACCCAGACAUUCGGAGCGUUGUUUAACGAGCCGCUAACACCAGCGUCGGACACAAUGAUUGCGAUAAAUAAUCUGGACAAACCAAUAACAAUCAGGACUGGCCAGUCUUGGAGUAGAGACAUCUUACAUCACACCCACGACCUCGAGCUAGAGGCGGAUGAGGUUGAAAAAAUCAAGGCAGGAGGUAUUGUCACGAAAUUUUCCUCGGAAAUCCAGGGACACGCUCACGAGAUCAUGGUUGCUUGGCAUGAAAACAACGCUGGCUUCUAUAUUUCGGCUUGUGACGGGGAUAUGGGUCCAUGGGUUCUUGCGAAGAAGUGUUUUGACAAACAUGAAGCAAUGAUGACAAUCGUAUGAGAUCACUGAGUAGUUUUAGAAAUGAAUUCUCGAGGAUCCAAUUAGUUUUGUAGUGAUUCACAAUCAGCCUGAGAGCAGAUUGAAAAUUAGUAAUUAUGUGAUUUAGAGGCAAUGUUUUAAGAUGGCGAGUGGCGACCAUGCAUUGUAUGAGACCAGUAGUUUUAUAGAAAUGUUUUCUCGCGGGUCUAAUUAGUUUUGUAAUGAAGGGUUGUAGUUUUUCACAAUCUGCCUAAGAGCAGAUUGAAAAUUAGUAAUUAUGUGAUUUAGAGCAAUGUUUCAAAUGGUCUCUCGCGGGCUUAAUUAGUUUUGUAAUCUGUAGAACGAAGGGGGUGGUGAUUCACAACGAGACACUGUAGUACUUUGUCAUUUAUGCUGGAAACAAAUCAUUAAUUAUAGACACUUUAGACUAUUAGAUGUUUCUCUAAGCUUGACUUUAUUCUCUUUAUUUAAGAAUCCACCAAGCCCUCAUAUGAAUGG
Dendronephthya gigantea is the source of this 3219-nucleotide messenger RNA. RefSeq lists its product as uncharacterized. The transcript is spliced from 12 exons. The record is from RefSeq and is a predicted model, not a curated record. The coding region runs from base 475 to 2742 and encodes 755 amino acids. Lineage: Eukaryota; Metazoa; Cnidaria; Anthozoa; Malacalcyonacea; Nephtheidae.